AGCUGACUGUCAUUGUUGUUCACUAUCAGCAGUCCUCUCCGGCGAUUUUGCUACCUGUUUCUGCAAAACGCACGAAUGCGCUAUACCUCUCCAGGCACAGCCAAAUGGACCGGGCUGACUUGACUUGAUUAUAUGUAAAAGGCACUUAAAUCAAUUAGCUAUGUGUUACAUUAUGCGCUGCCGCAGGUUAUUACUUUUGCGUUUUUUUAGGAGGUAGCAGAGUAUUGCAUGCCAACAUGGAUUGUCUUUUUCUUUUGAUAUGGACAUUGCCAAUCCCACUUGUCAGCUGCACAUCAGUAAAGCUCCUGUCCAAUCUGUGGUUCUGGAACACUUUGAAGACGCUGCAUAUCUACUGCUCACAUUCCAUUUACUCUGUUUCCACUUUUGCCAGUGAUACCAGUGGACUAAAUCACGAUUACAUGUUUGUGACUCCCAUUGAAGUGGAUGCUCAUGGUGGGUAUGUGUCGCACGACGUUCUUCGGCGAGGCCGGAAUAAGAGGUCCCUGCUGUCCAUGGGGGGCCCUGUACAUUACAGACUGUCAGCCUUUGGGAGGGACAUGCACCUGGAAUUACAACCUUCCAUGGUAGUUGCAGAGGGAUUCACAGUUCAGGUGCUGGGGUCAAAGGGCAUCACCACGGUGGCUCAGGAGCACGCCCAUCAGGACUGCUUGUAUCAGGGAUUUAUACGCAACCUCACAGCUUCCUCUGCAGCCAUAUCUACAUGCUCUGGUCUGUCAGGUCUGAUCCGGGUGUCUGACGACGAGUUCUUCAUCGCCCCCCUGCCGCUGCACCUGGCCGUGCGCCACAACUACAGCACGCCGAGCGGACACCACCCGCACGUGGUCUACAAGCGCUCGGCCGAACGCGAAGUCCACGGUGGCCGGGACCCGAACCGCAGCUCCCAACCUGACGGGCCACAGGUUCUGCACCAGCACCGCCACGACUACCAGCACGGGAAGCUUCAAAGACAGCACUUCUGUGGACGCCGCAAGCAAUACACUCCCAAGCCCCCUGCAGAGGAUCCUCUUGUCAUGUCUGAUGAGUUUGAACUGCCAGGCAGGGCGAAGCGAUCACCCAUCACCUCCAACAAAGUGGGGGGCCUGAAUGUGGAAACUCUGGUGGUGGCAGACAGGAAGAUGCUGGAGAAGCACGGCAGAGAGAACGUCACAACAUACGUCCUCACCGUUAUGAACAUGGUCUCUAGCCUUUUCAAAGACGGCACCAUCGGGACUGAUAUCAACAUCGUGGUGGUCAGCCUUCUCCUUCUAGAGCAAGAUCCACUCGGCCUGUCCAUCAACCACCACGCCGACCAGUCCCUAAACAGCUUCUGCCAGUGGCAGUCAGGACUGAUGGGGAAGAACGGGAAGCGCCACGACCAUGCCGUUCUUCUCACCGGCCUGGACAUAUGCUCCUGGAAGAACGAGCCCUGUGACACCCUGGGUUUUGCUCCUAUCAGUGGAAUGUGUAGUAAAUACCGCAGUUGUACUAUCAAUGAAGACACAGGACUGGGGUUGGCCUUCACCAUCGCUCACGAAUCAGGCCACAAUUUUGGCAUGAUCCAUGACGGAGAGGGGAACCCCUGUCAAAAAGCUGAAGGGAACAUCAUGUCUCCGACCCUGGCAGGAAACAAUGGGGUCUUCUCCUGGUCCGCCUGCAGUCGCCAAUACCUCAGUCGCUUCCUUGGAACAGCUCAAGCAUCGUGUCUGGUUGAUGAGCCCAGGCAGAUGGGACAGUAUAAGUACCCAGAGAAGCUCCCAGGUCAGCUCUAUGAUGCCGACACACAGUGCAAGUGGCAGUUUGGCUCCAAGGCUAAACUGUGCAGCCUGGACUUCGUCAAGGACAUCUGUAAGUCACUGUGGUGCCAUAAGACAGGCCAUCGGUGUGAGACCAAGUUCAUGCCCGCUGCCGAGGGCACUAGCUGUGGGCUUGCCAUGUGGUGUCGGCGAGGCCAGUGUGUCAAGCACGGCGAGCACGGUCCGAGGGCCGUCCAUGGCCAGUGGUCUGGGUGGUCCGAGUGGUCCGACUGUUCCCGGACCUGCGGGGGAGGGGUGAUGUCCAGGGAGCGGUCCUGCACCAGCCCCAGGCCACAACACAACGGGAAGUUCUGCCCGGGUUCCAGCCGUCUCAACCAGCUGUGUAACACCAAGCCAUGCCAGCCGAGUGCAGUGGACUUCCGUGCCCAGCAGUGUGCCGAGUACAACAGCAAACCCUUCAGGGGCUGGUAUUACAAAUGGAAACCCUACACCAAGGUGGAAGAUGAGGAUAUAUGCAAGCUGUACUGCAUCGCUGAGGACUUUGACUUCUUCUUUGCCAUGUCCAGCAAAGUCAAGGAUGGGACGUCCUGCUCCGACCACAGACGGGACGUGUGCAUCGAAGGAGCCUGUGAGCCAGUUGGUUGUGACCAGCAGUUGGGUUCUAAGGCGACUCUGGAUGCCUGCGGAGUUUGUAAAGGGGACAACUCCACCUGCAAGUUCUUCAAAGGCCAGUACGUCCUCCAGCACAGAGCUAACGAGUACUACCCCAUGGUCACCAUCCCGCCUGGAGCACGGAGCAUCCGUGUUCAGGAGAUGGAGAUCUCCACCAGCUACCUGGCCGUGCGGUCUCUGAAGCGGAAGUACUAUCUGACAGGGGACUGGACAGUGGACUGGCCCGGAAAGUUCCAGUUUGGCGGGACGGUAUUUGACUAUCAGCGCUCUUUCAACCGCCCAGAGAGCCUAUACGCGGCUGGACCCACUAAUGAGACCCUGGUCUUUGAAAUUCUCCUGCAGGGGAGGAACCCAGGUGUGGUGUGGGAGUACACCUUGCCCCGCAGCGAGAGGAAACCCAACUAUACGUGGGGUGUGGUUCGCUCCGACUGCUCUGCCCCCUGUGCUGGAGGUCGUAUUUCGACAAAAGCCAUCUGUUUACAAGAUCAGCGGACCCAAGUCAACUCAACUCAGUGCAACCCUCAGACCAGACCAGUCCUAGGCUCUCACCUGUGCAACACACAGCCCUGUCCAGCCUACUGGACGACGGGUGACUGGGGCCCCUGCAGUCGGUCCUGUGGCGGCGGGCAGCAGACGCGUCACAUACAGUGCUUGCGUAAGGUGACGUACCAGCGGGAGGAGGUGGUGGCCCACUCCCUGUGCCCCGUCAUCGCUCCGGCCCAGGUGCAGCCCUGCCAGACCCAGGCGUGCCCGCCCGAGUGGAGCUCCGGGACCUGGUCCCAGUGUUCCAAGUCGUGUGGGCGCGGGAUGAGGAAACGCGGCGUCUUCUGCAGAAGCGCCGACCCGGGGUCCAAGGCCGUGGUCGUCCCGGACAGUAUGUGCAAGGCGCACCACAGACCUAAGGCCCAGGAGACCUGCGUCCUCCGCCGCUGCCCCAAGAACGACCGGAUGCAGUGGGUCGCGACGGCCUGGGGCGAGUGCUCUGCGUCCUGUGACUCAGGUGUCAGAAGGAGAGAGCUGCGCUGUGGGGAGAGGGAUUUACACGGGGGCUACACUGAGUUCCCGAUGAGGAGGUGCAGGAACCUCCCGAAACCCACCGUGGAGCUCCAGCAGACAUGCAGCAGGGGGCCGUGCCCAGAGCCUCGACCCGUAGUCCCGGGAAGGACAACCAGUGCUGUGGUCCUGGGCUGGUAUUCUUCUCCUUGGCAGCAGUGUUCCGUGUCCUGUGGGGGAGGAGUACAGUCCCGUUCUAUCCAGUGUCUGAGGCAGGGACGUCCUGCCACUGGAUGCCUGGCCCACCAGAGACCCAUCAGCUCCCGGGCCUGCAACACACAUUUCUGUCCUGCUCCUCCUCCUCAUCCCGCUCCUCCCGCUCCUCCUGCUCCUCCAGUUCCCCCUGCUCAUGUUCCUGCUACGACACACAAAGAUGAGCAGUCAUGUGUCGACUUCUUCAGCUGGUGUCACCUGGUACCUCAACAUGGCGUGUGCAACCACAAGUUCUACGGACAGCAGUGCUGCAAGUCCUGCAACGGCAAAAAGCAGUAAAAGUAGAGGACUCAUUCUCCCAUGAGCCUCUGGCUGCACGAUUCAGAGGGGAACUGCAUAAAUGCGUCACAGCUCCACAGGACACUGUGGUUCAGUAUAUAUUGGGCCAUUAUGCACAAGGGAACUGAGGCACAGUCUUUUUUUUUU
Messenger RNA from Esox lucius (northern pike), 4118 nucleotides. It is a transcript of the gene adamts18, whose product is annotated as ADAM metallopeptidase with thrombospondin type 1 motif, 18. Gene Ontology annotation, cellular component: extracellular matrix. Lineage: Eukaryota; Metazoa; Chordata; Actinopteri; Esociformes; Esocidae. Bases 237 to 3971 code for a protein of 1244 amino acids. Gene Ontology annotation, molecular function: metalloendopeptidase activity. Gene Ontology annotation, biological process: extracellular matrix organization; proteolysis. The record is from RefSeq and is a predicted model, not a curated record. The transcript is spliced from 23 exons.